CUGAAGAUUCAGUUUUCACUUAAACAACCAGCAAGUCUUGAAGUCUCUUCCCAAGCAAAUGGGAGCUUCUUUGGACCUUGGAGCACGCAGAGGAUUCUACUUUCUUUAAAACUUUGUUUUCAGGCAAUUUCCCUGAGAACCGUUUACCUCCAGAGGAUUGGUGGAGCUUGAUCUGAAGUGAAAACAAGUUUAUUAGAGAAGUAAAGAAACAAAAGAAUGGCUACUCCACAGACAGAACAGCCGACUCAUGCUGGCCAUGAAAUCUCAAGGUCAACAUUGGUGUUCCAGUUCAGAUAAAAACUGUAAAGUGAGCUUUCGUGAGAAGCUUCUGAUUAUUGAUUCAAACCUGGGGGUCCAAGAUGUGGAGAACCUCAAGUUUCUCUGCGUAGGAUUGGUCCCCAACAAGAAGCUGGAGAAGUCCAGCUCAGCCUCGGAUGUUUUUGAACAUCUCUUGGCAGAGGAUCUGCUGAGUGAGGAAGACCCUUUCUUCCUGGCGGAACUCCUCUAUAUAAUACGGCAGAAGAAGCUGCUGCAGCACCUCAACUAUACCAAAGAGGAAGUGGAGGGACUGCUGCCCACCCGACAAAGGGUCUCUCUGUUUAGAAACCUGCUCUACGAACUGUCAGAAGGCAUUGACUCAGAGAACUUAAAGGACAUGAUCUUCCUUCUGAAAGACUCGCUUCCCAAAACCGAAAUGACCUCCCUAAGUUUCCUGGCAUUUCUAGAGAAACAAGGUAAAAUAGAUGAAGAUAAUCUGACAUGCCUGGAGGACCUCUGCAAAACGGUUGUACCUAAACUUUUGAGAAACAUAGAGAAAUACAAAAGAGAGAAAGCUGUCCAGAUAGUGACACCUCCUAUAGACAAGGAAGCCGAGUCGUAUCAAGGAGAGGAAGAACUAGUUUCCCAAACAGACGUUAAGACAUUCUUGGAAGCCUUACCGCAGGAGGAGUCCUGGCAAAAUAAGCAUGCAGGGAGUAAUGGUAACAGAGCCACAAAUGGUGCACCAAGCCUGGUCUCCAGGGGGAUGCAAGGAGCAUCUGCUAACACUCUAAACUCUGAAACCGGCACAAAGAGGGCAGCUGUGUACAGGAUGAAUCGGAACCACAGAGGCCUCUGUGUCAUUGUCAACAACCACAGCUUUACCUCCCUGAAGGACAGACAAGGAACCCAUAAAGAUGCUGAGAUCCUGAGUCAUGUGUUCCAGUGGCUUGGGUUCACAGUGCAUAUACACAAUAAUGUGACGAAAGGGGAAAUGGAGGAGGUCCUGCAGGAGCAGAAGUGCAAUCCAGCCCAUGCCGACGGGGACUGCUUCGUGUUCUGUAUUCUGACCCAUGGGAAAUUUGGAGCUGUCUACUCUUCGGAUGAGGCCCUCAUUCCCAUUCGGGAGAUCAUGUCUCACUUCACAGCCCUGCAGUGCCCUAGACUGGCUGAAAAACCUAAACUCUUUUUCAUCCAGGCCUGCCAAGGUGAAGAAAUACAGCCUUCCGUAUCCAUCGAAGCAGAUGCUCUGAACCCUGAGCAGCCACCCACUUCCCUGCAGGACAGUAUUCCUGCUGAGGCUGACUUCCUACUUGGUCUGGCCACUGUCCCAGGCUAUGUGUCCUUUCGGCAUGUGGAGGAAGGCAGCUGGUAUAUUCAGUCUCUGUGUAAUCAUCUGAAGAAAUUGGUCCCAAGACAUGAAGACAUCUUAUCCAUCCUCACUGCUGUCAACGAUGAUGUGAGUCGAAGAGUGGACAAACAGGGAACAAAGAAACAGAUGCCCCAGCCUGCUUUCACACUAAGGAAAAAACUAGUAUUCCCUGUGCCCCUGGAUGCACUUUCAUUAUAGCAGAGAGUUUUUGUUGGUUCUUAGACCUCAAACGAAUCAUUGGCUGUAUCCUCCAGCCUCCUGCCCAGCACAGGAAUCGGUGGUCUCCACCUGUCAUUCUAGAAACAGGAAACACCAUGUUUUCUGACACAGUCAAUUCUGAUUUUCUUUUUCUUUUGACAAGUCUAAACGUUAGAAAACUUUCUUUUUUUUGGAGACAGUCUCAUUCUGUCACCCAGACUGGAGUGCAGUGGGGCAAUCACGGCUCACUGUAGUCUCGACCUCCCGGGCUCAAGCUAUCCUCCCACCUCAGCUUCCCAAGUAGCUGGGACCACAGGUGUGUACCACCAUGCCCGGAUAUUUUUUAUUCUUUAUUUUUUGUAGAGAUGGAGGGAUCUCACUUUGUUGCACAGGCUGGUCUCAAACUCCUAGGCCCAAGUGAUCCUCCCACCUCUGUCCCCAAAAUACUGGGAUUAUAGGGACGAGCCACCACACCUGGCCAGAAAACUUUCAUUAUUGAAGACUUGGAUUGUAGCCUUGGUUUUGGAUGUCUACCCUGAAGACAGAGUAAUUGGCUUUAGUUUGUGCAGGUAUUUUUUUUUUUGAGAGAGUCGCUCCAUCACCUGGGCUGGAGUGCAGUGGUGGGAUCACUGUUCACUGCAGCCUUGACCUCCCAGGUUCAAGCGAUCCUCCCAACUCAGCCUCCCAAGUAGCUGAGAUUACAGCUGUGUGUCCAUGCACAGCUAACUUUUAAUUUUUUGUGUGGAGAUGGGGUUUCACUAUGUUGCCUAAGCUGGUCUCACACUCCUGGGCUCAAGCGAUCCUCCCACCUCAGUUUCUCAAAGUUCUGGGACUACAGGCAUGAAAUACCGUGACUGGCCUGGGGACCAGGUACAUUUUAAGGUUCCUUGGUGUUCAAAAACCACGUUCUUAGCCUAGACUGAGUUUAGAUUGCCUCUCUAGGCAACUACCCCUUAGUUAUAAUUCUGUGUCCCCUCUGCAUGGCCUUGAACAUUGGACAAUGAGGUCACAGUCCACCCACCCUCUCUCUGAUCUCCCCCUUCCUAAGACGUCUCUUCUGCACAUCUAGUGAGGUGAAAAUUUGGUCUAUGCCAGGCCCAUUUCCUGCUUUUGUGUAAGGAAGGUGCUCACGUAGGAAGUUUUUAUUUGGUUAGAGACAGGUUUCCCUGUAGGAAGAUGAUGGCUCAUUUACACUCAGCUGCUCUGCAAGCAGAAACUUUACAACCCGAUGUCAUAUUCCAUGUUGGACUGGAUGCAGUGACUCAUGCCUGUAAUCCCAGUACUUUGGGAGGCCGAGGCAGGCAGAUCACUUGAGGUCAGGAGUUCGAGACCAGCCUGGCCAAUACGGCAAAACCUCGUCACUACUAAAAAACACAAAAAUUAGCCAGGUGUGGUGGCGAGCACCUGUAAUCCCAGCUACUCGGGAGACUGAGACAGGAAAAUCUCUUGAAUCCAGGAGGCAGAGGCUGUGGUGAGCCGAGAUCACAUACCUGCACUCCAGCUUGGGCAACAGGGCGAGACCUUGUUUAAAAAAAAAAAAAAUUCAGUGUUGGGGUUGGAACCUUUCAGGUGCCAUUGACAGAACACCCAAUUCAAAUUGACUGAAGCAAAGAAGGGAAUUUAUUGCCUCUUUCACAUGGAAACCCAGGAGUGGAUAGCACUGGCUUCACGCAAAGCUUGAAUCAGGACUCAAUCUACAGGCCAGCACCUUUCUCUUGGCCAGAUGUCCUCAGGGCUGGCAGAUGCAGUAGACUGCAGUGGACAGUCCCCACCUUGUCACUGCUACUACACUUUGCUCCUCUGGCCCAAGGGAUGAGGAGAAAAGCUGUGUCAGAGACUGAAGCUGUUCUCAGGAUCACUGGGCUCUUCUUGGCAGAGGGGAUGUCUGGCUUGCCUGAAAGGAGUGGCUCUGUAAGGACGCCAUGAUGCUUUCUUCAUUAAGUUUUGAACAUUUUUAAGUACUUGAGCUUUUUUUUUUUUUUUUUUUUUUCAAUUUCUAGAGGAACUUUUUCUUUGUUAAUUCCUGGAACUGUAUUUUGAAUCCUUGAAGGUGAGCCCUCAUAGGGAGAUCCAAAGUCCUGUGGUUAACGCCUUCAUUUAUAGAUGAGGCAGCUGAGGCCUGGGGAUGUGAACAACCUGCUCGCCGUCCUCAUUUACUGGAUUUGACUUCAGCCAGGUGAACUGGAAUGCCUUGGGGCGUGGAAGGGCAUUAGGAGUGUUUCAUUUGAUAUAUGAAUGCUCAUAAAAAAAUGUCAAGGAAUGAAGAACAACAACUCUUAGUGGUGCCUGCAUUUAUAAUUAUUUAUGUGAAAGUCAAAUUCAUGUACAGUAAAUUUGUUAUAAGAAUAUUCACAAGAA
Pongo pygmaeus (Bornean orangutan) is the source of this 4186-nucleotide messenger RNA. It is a transcript of the gene CASP10, whose product is annotated as caspase 10. Lineage: Eukaryota; Metazoa; Chordata; Mammalia; Primates; Hominidae. Gene Ontology annotation, biological process: proteolysis; regulation of apoptotic process. The transcript is spliced from 11 exons. Gene Ontology annotation, molecular function: cysteine-type endopeptidase activity; protein binding. The record is from RefSeq and is a predicted model, not a curated record. The coding region runs from base 248 to 1828 and encodes 526 amino acids.